UUCAACAUGGCGGAGGAGGCAGCCUUAGCAGCUCCGAGCCCGCGGGGCCGUGCGGAUGGGGAGGAUGCGUACCCACCCGAGGAGCCGAUGGUGGAAAUGGGAAGAGAUGACCAGGAGAAGUUCGAAUGUCAGGAACUGCUCGAGUGCCAAGUGCAGGUGGGACCAUCCGAGGGGGAAGAAGACGCGGGCCUAGUGGCCGAGGCCGAGGCCGUGGCUGCCGGCUGGAUGCUCGACUUCCUCUGCCUCUCUCUUUGCCGGGCCUUCCGCGACGGCCGCUCCGAGGACUUCCAUCGGACGCGCGACAGCGCCGAAGCUAUUAUUCAUGGACUGUCCAGUCUAACAACUUACCAGUUAAGAACGGUAUAUAUUUGUCAGUUUUUGACAAGAAUUGCAGCAGGAAAAACUCUUGAUGCACAGUUUGAAAGUGAUGAACGAAUUACACCCUUGGAAUCAGCACUGAUGAUUUGGGCUUCAAUUGAAAAGGAACAUGACCAACUUCAUGAAGAAAUACAGAAUUUAAUUAAAAUUCAGGCUAUAGCUGUUUGUAUGGAAAACGGCAAUUUUAAGGAAGCAGAAGAAGUCUUUGAAAGGAUAUUUGGUGACCCAAAUUCUUAUACGCCUUUAAAAAGGAAGUUGCUUACGAUAAUCUCUCAGAAAGAUACAUUCCAUUCUGUUUUUCAACACUUCAGCUAUAACCACAUGAUGGAGAAAAUUAAGACUUAUGUGAAUUUUGUACUAAGUGAAAAGUCAUCAGCUUUUCUAAUGAAGGCAGCAGCAAAAGUAGUGGAAAGUAAAAGAUCAAGAACAGUAACUGCUCAAGAUAAACCUAAUGGUAAUAAUAACGAAACGGAAACGGAAGCUAAUUUGUAUAUAAGAAAAAGUGUUAAUGACACACAGUCUGCGGUAACUGAAUCCUCAGAGGGUACAGUAUCCUUAUUGAGGUCUCACAAGAAUCUCUUCUUAUCUAAGUUUAAACAUGGAACCCAACAACAAGAUCUUGAUAAGAAAGAGGAAAGAGCAGGAACUCUUCAAAUUAGAAGAAAGAAAGAAGAAAACUGUAGAAGAGUUCCUGGAAGCAAGAGACUUCAUGCCUUAAACAAUCAACCAGUAUCUCAUGAAAAACAUCGAUCUAGAAAAAAACAGCACAUCCAAGGGCUGCAGCCAAAUCCUGCUAAGUAAAGUCACUGUGAACACGGGCUCCAGGGCCCAUUUAUUCUUCUGCACAGAAAAAGGCAGGGGGAGCCACAUGCCAUCUCUCUGACUCUUCUGGCUCCUGUAAAGUCUCAAUGGCCAAGUCAUCAUAGACAGUGGCAUUCUUCUUUUGGGUGAGUUUUGGAGCCCAUGUUUUCAAGCAUGAUGCCCCAUCUCUUUCCAGGUAUGAUAUCAUCAGACUUUGGCCACUUUAUUUCCUAAUCUCCCCAUAAAUCUAGGAGAAGAUACUGGCACAUAUAGGCUACUCAUUUUUCAUCCUUGAGUUAGUUAUUAUUCCACUUGGAUUAAUUAUUAUUCUUUCCUUAAGUGGCUCAUCAAUGAGCUAAUGCAACCUACUAUUUCUAUGCUCUGAGAAUGCAAGACUCAAGGAGGCCUGGAGGUGAAUUCAGAGACUGGGGUGUAUAAGGGAACUCUGUAUUUUAUGCAAGGUUUUUCUGUAAACCUACAACUUCUCUUAGGGAAAAAGAGAGAGAGAGAGCGACAGAGAGAAAGACCGGGAUGGUAUGAGCCUGAUGAGCAAGUCUUCCAAGAAGUUCUUCUGGGGCAGUUGGUAACAUGGGUCUGAUCCCCGACUCUACUUCUCCCCAUCCCUGGACAGGCACAGCCAAUGGAGAAUUUUUAUCCUUUUUGAGAAGGAUAUAGAGAUACAUUAUUGGUGAGUAUAUGGGAUAUUUCAAAGCCCAUGCCGUCAUCAUCAUGAGAUUUCUAAGAUGAUUAGUUUCAGAACAGAUUUUCUUGGCAGUUUAGGAAUUUGAUAGCCCCAUAUGUAUUUUUAUUUGUAUCUGAAUUAAAAAAAAAACAAAUUCCUACUUAGAAAAGAAAUUCCAGUACUUUACCUCUUAGCCACACCAAAAAAUAAUGCCUUUAUGAUAACAAGAUGAAAAAAUCACAAAGGAAUAGAAGUAGGGUAUACUGAGUUAUACUGACACAGUUACAUUUCACAUUAAGGGUUACUGUCAUUUCAGUCAAAAGGCUUUGGGCAGUAUCAGUAGGGAAUAUACAUUGUGUUAGAAGAGGAAGCAGAAUGGUUGUCUAUUUAUAUAGUGGGACACUGAGAUGCAAAACCUUGAUUCCUCAAGGAAAAAAUAAAACCUAUGGAUUGGCACAGAUAGAUAUGGCUAAUGGCAGCUUUGAAAUCAGACGGCCAUGGGUUCACCUCUCAGCUCUGCUGCUCCAUCAAGUAAACUCCAGUAACAAAGAACCCUCUGAAACUCUUAGUUCCUAGACCUGUAAAAUGCUAAUACAGGUCAAUACCACCUUUUCUCAAACCCUUGGGGCAGAUGAGUUUUAGAAUUCAGAAUUUAGAAAAGAAAUACAGUGUUAAUACCUUAUACUUCUUUAUUCCCAGAAGAGUCUGGAAUAGCAUAUUGUAAAACACGUUAAUAUUUUUUGAAGCAAAAUAUAUUGAUACCAAAUGGGGUAAACAAAAAUUAGGCCUAGCUUCCCAUCAGUUCAAGUCAAGUGAGAUUUUUGCCACCAAAUGAGUUAUGCAAACUCUUUCAGUUUUGAGCACUUUGGGGAUUUCGGGAUUGUGGACCUGCAUCUACCUUUCAUACAGAAUUGUCCUGAGGGUUAAAUGAGAUAGUGUGUAAGUACCUGGCAUGCAGUAGGAGUUCAAUAAAAGGUAUCAAUGAUUUCAUGUUAACUAGUACAAAUUACCUGCAAUAUGUUGCCAUAAAAUCAUCAUGCAAAUAUUCCAUCAAAAUAAUAUAAAAUGUUCCCCAGUGUUGCCCAGUGAUGGUAGCCGAGUGACAGUGCACUUUCUACCUAAGGGCCUGCCCGGGCCAGGUACCCUGGCCUUCCCAGGCAUUAUCUCAUCUCCCCACUGCAUGGCCGCCCCAUGGUGGUGUCAUUCCCCUUUUAUAAAUAGGCUCCACUUGGGGACUAAGAUAAGUUCUCCAAAGUCACAAAGCCAGUAGGUGGCUUUGUGGGUCAGGAUUGAACCCAGGAUCCUCUGACUCGAGGGGCAAAAUCGAGGCUUGUGAGUUAUCCCUAGAAAAGAGUAUGCAAAUAAAUAGAUAAUUGGGUGGGGGCAGGCUUUGUGUGAUGAGGGAAGUUGCCCCCCAACCAGCAUCCACUGCCUGGUCAGGUUGAG
This is a messenger RNA of Choloepus didactylus (southern two-toed sloth), 3307 nucleotides long. It is a transcript of the gene TERF1, whose product is annotated as telomeric repeat binding factor 1. Gene Ontology annotation, molecular function: protein homodimerization activity; telomeric repeat DNA binding. The transcript is spliced from 10 exons. Gene Ontology annotation, biological process: telomere maintenance. Gene Ontology annotation, cellular component: chromosome, telomeric region; nucleus. Lineage: Eukaryota; Metazoa; Chordata; Mammalia; Pilosa; Megalonychidae. Bases 7 to 1179 code for a protein of 390 amino acids. The record is from RefSeq and is a predicted model, not a curated record.